UGAUUUUCCCCUCAAAAAUCCAGCAUGUCGGCCGAUUACGGUCGUGAAAAAGCAGUGCAGGUCUGUGUUACCUGCAAAGCGCGCAAGAAGAAAUGUGAUAAGACGAUGCCUCGAUGCGGGUAUUGCGCCAGGAAGAAUUUGCGCUGCUCUUUUUUGUUAUCGGGGCGGGACAAAUACCAUGGGAGUUAUCCUUCUUCAUUGGACCUGUUUUCAUCACGUCCAUUCCCCGAACCGGCUGCAGCAGAUGCGAACCUGUAUCGCCGAGUCCUUCAGAUGAUUCACGAGACAGGCCAAUUCAUCGAUGAUCUCACAGUGCGUUAUUUCCAGGGUCCUCACAAUUAUCUGCCGAUUGUCUCGCGCUCGCGUUUCCAAAGCAAUCUUAUAACGCUGGGAGCCGUUCCAUCCGCUGGGUUUUCUACUCUGUUAUUGACGAUCUGUUUGACUGCGUCGUCAUCGAAAGGAGAGUCGACUGCCGAUGGCGAUACCCCUGCAUUUACAAAAGACCGAGCUCUUUAUCUUGCAACAAAAUCCCUGCUUUCCCGGGUUCAGAGCUCCAACCCACCCUGCAUUUCUCUAAUCCAAUCCCGCCUCUUGCUAGCUCUUUAUGAUUACACAAAUCGUCGGCCAGAGGAGGCAUUUGACGCAAUUGCAGGGUGUGCCCGCAUGGCUUAUGCCGCCCGAAUGCAUCUUAACUGCCGCCCCAUGGAGACCCACACUGAUCCAGAUGCGCAAGCACGGGCAGAAGCAGUCAAUACCUGGUGGGGAAUUGUGAUAUGCGAGCGCACCUUUUUCUGCGAAGUGGGAUUUCAGGAACAACCCCUUAUCACCACAAUACCGAAUGACGCCAUUCUCCCUUCAGGCACCGGGGACCAAGGACAGGAUGGUUCACCUUUAUCUUACUUGACUACAACUGCCAUAUACCCCGGUGGCAAUUCUAGCGGGUUUGAUCGUUCCGUCCAGGCUGUUUGGCUCCUAGAUAAAGUCAUCAGGAGCUUCGAGAUCCCGGAUCUUGAUUCUAAACUCGUUCAGCUCCAAACCUUGGACAAUAAUAUCCAAGGUUUUCUGACCGAGCUCAUGCGGCAAUGUUAUUCUCAAGAAAUCACGAGUGAAUAUUGCCAAUCAAUUGCCAUUACAAUCAGGACACUUUUGAAGCUACAUUCUCACGUUAUAGAGCAACUGGGCCAUGUGCCCGUUUCCCAGGACCCGACGCUGCAAAGCCGAUAUCAAAAGUCCCAAGCAGCGCUCGAUACUAUAGCGCAAAUGGUCCUCGACAUCAUCGAGAUUCACCACACCCCGCCACCGGAUAUAAUCCCUCCUAGCUUUUCGUACAUGACCAGAGCCGCGCUUGCAUACGUACGGGAGCAGAAAGAUUGGCAAACUGAUAGCAAGCUGCACAGCGCGGAAGAGCGAAUGCGUGAAUCCCUGCAUUAACCAGCCAUGGUGCUAGUGUUGUUCUCCAGAUUUGACUUUUGUUGAGACACUCCAAAGCGAUAUAUGUUUGAGCUCGAUGCGAGGCACAACAGAUUUGCUGGAUUUUAUUAUGAGCAGAGUCAUGUAG
Molecule: messenger RNA, 1558 nt
Organism: Aspergillus steynii IBT 23096
Lineage: Eukaryota; Fungi; Ascomycota; Eurotiomycetes; Eurotiales; Aspergillaceae
Product: Zn(II)2Cys6 transcription factor
Exons: 4
Coding region: 25-1431 (468 amino acids)
Biological process (GO): DNA-templated transcription; regulation of DNA-templated transcription
Cellular component (GO): nucleus
Molecular function (GO): DNA binding; zinc ion binding; DNA-binding transcription factor activity, RNA polymerase II-specific
Source: RefSeq, a predicted model, not a curated record